Molecule: messenger RNA, 1045 nt
Organism: Nicotiana attenuata
Lineage: Eukaryota; Viridiplantae; Streptophyta; Magnoliopsida; Solanales; Solanaceae
Exons: 1
Coding region: 420-851 (143 amino acids)
Source: RefSeq, a predicted model, not a curated record
CGUAACAACCAUCCAAACAAGCUAUUAAAGACAAAUAAAUUUAUCACCCCCCCUAUUCUAGGUUUAAAAAAAAGGCAGUACGGUGCACAAAGCGUCCCGCAUUCACGUAGGGUCCGAGGAAAGACCGCAUCCCAAGGGAUAUAAUGUGAUAGCCUACCCUAAUACAAGCAUUAGUGGCUAAUUUCAUGGCUCGGACCCCUGAGGCCCUGACCUAUUCUAGGUAGAACUAUUAUAAAAUGAAUGCACAAAUAGUUAGAAGUUGGUACACAACUUGAGCAAAUUUAAAGUUUUUUUAACUACAAACACAUGAAUAAGGUGAUCAGAGAGCCUCCUUAUCUUCAUUUAAGCCCAUAGGUUUCACUUUAUGAGAUAAAGCAUAUAAGGUAAACAAAGUCAUGUGAAUUAGGCCUAAAACCAAAAUGACCAAUUCUCAGAUCAAGGCAAAACACCAACCUCAUACCAUAACUUUCUCUCAUAUCAUGCAAAAAUCUGAGUAUAAAGCCAAUGGCUUAGGAUUUACAGUUGUUGAGAAGAUGGCUGCGAAUAAUCCUCUCGUUGAGAUAGGUAGCAGAGGAACCGUUGGAUCCCUCGUGUUACAAGAAAUUGAGUACUUCAGCAGGCUGCAACUAAACCAUCACAACAGCACGCAGAAGCCGCGUCAAGUUUCAGAACUGGCUUCUACUAACAGUCACUCUAGGCCAAAGCUUGGAUCGUUGGUUACGAAUCCCAAAAAGAAAAGACGGCGUUGUAAGCUGAUGCCGAGCAUGUGUUCAAUGGUAGAAGUUGCAGAAUGUAAUCCACCAACUGUAAUUUCAAGAUUCACUUACAGGAAUCUAAAGGCUGAUAUUUGAAGCUUUGCGUAAUUAGACCGCGUUCUCAGAUAGUUUUGUGAAACCAAGCUUCUUCAGGCUAUUUUUUAUAGGAUUUGCCCAAGUUCUGUCCAUACUUCUGCAUUUUAUGUCCACAAUUUCUACCAUGUAAGGUCCCUUUCUGUCUGUUUUCUGGCUAAUAGGAGUUCCAUCAACUGAAGUAUUUUCUGAUUCUA